AUGUCUCCAGGACUAGAGUGCAACUCUGAUCUGACAGGACCUGCCUUUACCUACACAGAGGUCCCGUUAGAAUCCCCACAUUCAACUACUCGCAUGAUACGCCUUCUGCCGAAUAAAGAUAAUGAUACGGAAAUUGAAUGCGAACUCUUCAACUAUGACUUAACAUCAGGCAGCGGCGCGGAUUCGCACCUCUACGAGGCACUUUCCUACGAUGAUCUGAACGAGAAGACCGAGCAGAUCCCACUUAUGCGGACGAUAUAUGCACAGGCCCAACAUGUCACUGUUUGGCUUGAAGAGGCUUAUGAAGAUGGUGAUAAAGCGCUUGAAGGACUCCAGUGCCUGGCGGAAGGACAAGAUAUUGAUAUUGAGGGGUGUGGAAAAUUAUGCGUGGAUCUGUUUCGAAGAGCUUGGUUUCGUCGUAUUUGGGUACUUCAGGAAGUUGGCGUCGCACGACAUAUCUAUAUCAUGUGUGGCUUUGCACAGAUAAAUGAACAUGCCUUCUGCGAAGGUCUGAAGAGAUUGGGUCGUCCUCUGGAUUAUCAAGAAAUGAUAGGCCCAAUCGCGUUUCUUAUCAAGCGGGCGCUUGUCCGGCCAAAAUUUGAGUUUGGAUCACAAGGAACUCUUACUAUUGGGGAGCUCGUUGGCAUGUACUGCUACCACAAUGCUACUGAGAAGCAUGAUAAAAUUUAUGCACUUCUAGGUUUAAGUGCCGAACCUCCGACACCAGCUCUAACGCCAAAUUAUGCCUUUCCCUGGGAUCAUGUGUUCAGGCAAGUUAUCAAUCACAUUUUCCCAGAAUGCUCUGUGAAAACAUGGCCUGGAUCAGAUAUAGUGAUUAUCAGAGGCUUGGGUUGGGCUCUAGGCCAUAUUUGCUCGGUGAAACACGUAUCAGACUUCGGCCAGCAGAAAGUGAAAGUGUACCUGAAUGACACAGCCCGGUUGUUCGGUUAUGAAAGCCAAUGGGAAGCUGGUUGGGAACUUCAAACUUUUUUUGCACAGGUCUUUAGUCCUGGGGAUGUCGUUUUCCUUCUGCAAGGGGCUUCGAGGCCAAGUAUCAUUAGGCUUUGCAACGAUCAUCUCAGGAUAAUCACUCCCGCCGUAACCCUUUGCAAAAACCGCCUUAGAGAGUCCUUGGAAGGAACAGGUCAGGAAUGGCAUACACCGGGUGGAUCCCAUGAGGCCCUAUUGGUUGAGUCUUGGCGUGAAGCAGAGCUCCUUGAUAUGGCCCCAGCCUAUCAAGAACAGUCCUUGGAGGCGGAAUAUAGACGAAACAAUAUUACCCGAAUCAUGGCAGGCGUUGCCAUGGGAGCAUUGGCCUUAAAAAAGCCAGAAUAUGAGGAUAUAGCGCACUUGCUCGUUUUGAGUGGUACAGAUGAUUCAAUUGCUUCACGGUUGACUAAGGCUUCCGCAAAGAAUAUUCGACGUUUUCCUGACACGAGCAUGCAAAGCCUCUUUUCAAGUGAGCAAGACGAUCUGUCAAUCUCCGAGGAAAUGGUCACGGCAGUGGCAGAGAAUGAUGGACCAUGUGGCUAUAAAAUCAUGGAGCUCCUUUUUCAGCUUCAAGGGUCCAGUCUUCCCAUCUCUGAAGAAGUGGUCGAGGCAGCAGCAGGGAACUCUGGAAAGCAUGGAGAUCAGGUUAUGAAGACUAUCUAUCGCCACCGUGGAGAGUUCUUCCCGAUUUCCGAAGAGGUGGUCAAGGCAGCGGCAGGGAAUACUGGAAUAAAGGCAACCAAGAUAUUAAAGCUCCUCCUCAAAGCAGAAGGGGAAGCCAUUCCAAUAUCUGGAGAAGUACUCAAAGCGGCAGCAGGAAACCGCUCAAUUUAUGGGUUCGAGAUUCUAAAGAUUAUCGUUCACCAUCGUGGCCAAAAUCUCCCGGUGUCUGAAGAUGUGAUUAUAAACGCAAUGAAGAAUUAUAAGUGGGGAUACGACAAUAUACAUUAUCUCCUUGAAUGCUGCGAUAGAAAAGUUCCAGUUUCUGAGGCACUGCUUAAGGCAGCAGUAGCAAGGCACGUGAGGCUUCUGAGAUUACUUAUUGAGCAAGGAGAGGAAAGCCUUCCAGUCUCUGAGGAAGUGGUUAAGGCAGCAGCAGGAUGUGUUACUGGGAAUGAGUCCCUGGAAUUACUCCUUCAAUAUGGAGAGAAAAGUAUUCCAAUCUCUGAGGAGGUGAUUAAGGUAGCGGCAGGAAAUGAGAUGCAUGGGGAUAGAAUCCUGGAAGUACUCUUUCAGUACGCAGAGGGAAGCCUUUCAAUGUCUGAGGAGGUGAUUAAGGUAGCGGCAGGAAAUAUAAGGUCUGGGGAUAAAAUCCUGGCAUUACUAUUUCAGCAUGCAGAGGGAAGCCUUUCAAUCUCUGAGGAAGUGGUUAAGGCAGCGGCAAGGAAUGAAAUAUCUGGGGACAUAAUGCUGGAAAUACUCUUCCAACAAGAAGGGAAAAGGAUUCAUAUGAGUGAGGAAGUGGUCAAGACAGCAGCACAGAAUGAGGGCAGUGGACCUGCACUUAUGGAAUUCCUCUUCCAACAGAAAGGAGAUAAACUUCCAGUGACUGAAGAAGUGGUCAAGGCAGCAGCAGAGAAUGAGGACAGUGGACAUAAAGUUAUGGAGAUCCUCAUCCAACAGAAAGGAGAAAGACUUCCAGUGACUGAGGAAGUGGUUAAGAAAGCAACAGGAAAUAAGUGGUGUGGACAUCAUAUCAUGGAGUUACUCUUUCAACAGAGAGGGAAAAAAGUUCCAGUGACGGAGGAAGUACUUGAAGCAGCAGCGGAGAAUACUCGAUGCGGAGCAAAGAUCCUGGAAAUUUUGCAGCCAAAAAGAAGCCUUCAGACGACGGUCACCGAAAGUCCAGAAGUCCCAGAGAUUUCGGAAAGUGCAGAGAGGUCAGACAGUUCGGAAAGCUCGGAAAGUUCGCUGUCAUCGGAUGAAUUGGGCGAAGAAGACCAGAGUGAGAUAAUAGUAUAA
Molecule: messenger RNA, 2952 nt
Organism: Aspergillus neoniger CBS 115656
Lineage: Eukaryota; Fungi; Ascomycota; Eurotiomycetes; Eurotiales; Aspergillaceae
Exons: 4
Coding region: 1-2952 (983 amino acids)
Source: RefSeq, a predicted model, not a curated record